Molecule: messenger RNA, 2614 nt
Organism: Cephus cinctus (wheat stem sawfly)
Lineage: Eukaryota; Metazoa; Arthropoda; Insecta; Hymenoptera; Cephidae
Exons: 5
Coding region: 132-1349 (405 amino acids)
Source: RefSeq, a predicted model, not a curated record
UCUUAAUAUUUUGUCAAUUCAUAAUUUCGUUAUGCUGUCGCCUGUCAAUUACAAGACAAUGGAGUGUCUAUCGUACAGCUGAUUUUCAUCUAGCAUUUAAUUUUAUUGAUCUACUAGAAACAGUUUGGGAAAUGUCACGUUAUUCACAUGAUUCUUUAGAAAGAAAUGAUUGUCUAGAAGAACCGCUACAAUCUAAUAGAAGUUCCAACGAAGUUAUUAACCUAGAACCAUCUAGACAGUCAAAGAUAACGGCUAAAAAGCAUGAAUCGGUUUCCUUAAAUAUUAUCAAAUUAUCAUCGCCUAUCUCAGAUGUCCUUAAUGAAACUUCAGGAUGCUCUGCUCUCAACGGAAGCCUCGUCUCCUCGAGGAAUUUGAUAAUUGCUGUGGACUCGUUCACCAGAGUGGAAGAGAAGAGUCGCUUGGACCCAAGGGAUAACAAGGACAGUAACGACAACGUUAUCCGGGAUGGUCUUUGUACUAUGAACGUUGCGGCUCACCAAAGGAAAGGCCGCGAGAAGGAAGAAGAGGAAAGAGUUAAGAAGACUCUUCCGUUGUCGACUGGUUGUCGGAAAACCUUCCCCAGGAUAGUCACUCCCAUGGGCUCAAUGAGGCAUACGAAAAAGUUGAGUGGAGUAGCCGACGAAAGGGCGUCCUGGAGAAUGGAAGAAAGCGUCAGGAGAAGCGUCUCUUAUUUGGAACGUUAUCGUCGUAGAACCGAUGUAGUUAGAAACCGGCGUGCUUGUUCCUCAGAGAGUUCCUCGCUGUCGAUUUGCGGAGACAAUUCAGUUGAGCGUCUCAUGGAUGUCAAGAGUCGAGCGUCGUCCGGAUUCCCAGGAGAUGAUCAAAGUGAGCUCAGCCUCUACAAGAGGUUGAUGAACCAAACGUCGAGGACGUUGGAAACGAGUCGCUCCUGUGAGAGCUUUCAAGAUGAUGGUGACGAUCAUCUUCGGAAUGGUGAUGGCAGUGCCUCCUUGAGGAACAUCGACGUCAGGAGUACUCCCGAGAAUAAAUUGAAUCAACCAAAAUUUCCUGGUUAUCGUCGUUAUAGUCUUAAGGACUUGAAGACACUAUCAGUACCUAGAAGAGAUAGAUCCUUGGGACCAGAUCCCGUGGAAGUGCGGAAAAAGAGGGAGCGGCUGGUGCGACACAGAUUAUACGGGGAUGCUGUUAGUGCGCGAAAUCGCCAGCGCAUUCUCCAGGAGGUUAAUUCUACUGAUCGUAUAGUCAAUGGCUAUAAGGUUGGUCACAGCUCAUCCACCAUGGAGUCCAUCCACCUACGGUUAUUUCCGUUGAAGCUGCUAUCCUACAAACGUUUUGGCCCAGGGCCAUUGUCCGGUUUACCAAACUAGCUUAGGGCGUGCUAAUAAUUAGUUUAUGCCAGCCUAUCAAAGGACGAGAGUCAAAGUGUGAUGCAUGGUAUUGCGAAUUUACAUGAGACCGUCCGUGCCUUACAGCUUGCGACCUCCGGCUGGUAUGCUUAGUUUAGGUUUCAGAUUGGUUCUUAAAAUUCAUCUGGCUUAAUUUAAGAUGCUAAGUGAAGCCUCGAGGAUAUUCUUCGUCGAAAUGGAAUGCCAUAGGAAAGAGUGGAAAAAUUGGAAAAUAUUUAUUAAUUAUACGUCGAUCCAUUCUGCGAGUAAAAUUCGAUCUUGCUGAUAUUCAAUUUCGUAUAUAUGUACAUGUAUAUAUGCGGUUGUCAUUUAAUUGGCAAUUACUGGACUAUGAUGUCAACGAGAUAUGGAGAGUGGUGCUAGUGGUUUGGUUUAGCUGUUGCAUCGGGAAAAAAAUGUAGGCUGCAACGUAGUGUAAUAACUAACGAUGUGAUUUGUCAAUGAAAAUAAUUACUUGCGUCAGUCCUAUUAACGUUAACUAUCUCUUCGUGUUCGUUCUGUUUCCGUUCUUGCUCAAAUCCAUUUUACUGGUGUGCUUUGGAUGAGCUUUCAAUGUUUUAUCAAACGUUGUAAUAUAUUAUUGGUUUUUAGUGGGGUACAUAUUCCCAUCAAGUAAUAAUGGAGGGUCCAUGUUUUAAUGGAUGGCACGGAAGUGCAUUAUGAAUAAUGGAAUAUUCAUUAAUCAACAAUGACAUUUCUCUGCGGUGAAUUGUUUCUAGAGAACUUGUAGGGUGUAUGUUUAAUACGAUUUAUUUAGGAAAUUGUAUAUUUAGUUAGCAACUGUGUUUAUGGAUAUAGUGUAAUUUGAGGAAUCAGUACUUGACGUUGUCGUAUUUCUGUGCUUGUAAAGUCGUUUAAGAAAAUUGUCGUUUCUGAUUUUGUCUGUUAAAUCAUAUGUAUCUGCCAAUGGAUAUUCUAUUAUAUAAAUUUGACUUUAGAGUCCGUGGAAAAGUAUUAUAGUAUAUUAUAUCUUUUUUUAAAGCCUACAGUGGUUUACUGUUCAGAAUAUAUAGUCAGUAAAGAAGCGCUACUAGGGAAGUCGCAAUUCCGUUUGAAGAUCUCUACGUUGUAUUUUACUGUGUAAAUGUGAGUUUCAAAGAGAACGAAAAAGCGUGGAACGUUAAAGGCGAAGAGGAGAGAAAAGAGGAAUAAGGGAAUAAGGAAGAAGAUUGGUGAAAAAGAAAGAUAGAUUGAAGCUGAUUUAUUAAUGUAAAUACUAGCGAGAA